Bathycoccus prasinos is the source of this 624-nucleotide messenger RNA. RefSeq lists its product with no specific name. The transcript has 2 exons. NCBI's taxonomy places the organism in Eukaryota, Viridiplantae, Chlorophyta, Mamiellophyceae, Mamiellales, Bathycoccaceae. Gene Ontology annotation, biological process: pollen development. The record is from RefSeq and is a predicted model, not a curated record. The coding region runs from base 1 to 624 and encodes 207 amino acids.
AUGUUACGAACGGUCGCUUCUCGCAUCGCUCGUCGCACCGCCGCGUCCGCGUCUUCCUCCUCUGCUUCACCGCGUUGUUUCGCCGCUGCCGCCGCGCAAGGAGACAAGGGCGAUUUGGUGAAGGAUUUCUUCGCCGAUUCGCAAAGAAAAUUUCGCGCGUACGCAGAAAAGUCAAAGACGAAUCCAUUACCUUUAGACGGCGACGACGCUAAAUUGAAAGCGUACGUCGAGAAGAACAAACAGAUCAUGGCAGAGAUUGGUAUUCCGUCUGUGACUGAGCGCAUCGACGAUACGAUCGAUGCGGCUUGGGAGGAAGCGACUUCGGUGAGACAAUAUUUGGAAUACACGAACGAAGUUCGACAAGCGAUGGGUUUGGAAGAUCCCACCGGGGUGUACAAGACGCUCUUCCAAACGUUGGACGACGUGGAGAAGAAAAUAGGCAAGGCGCUCACCUCGAGCGAUCCACAAUAUGCUCAAUUCGAAGACGCCAUUGAUAAGGGUAUGAGCGAACUUCUCGGGAAGAGCUUGGAUGAAUUGGCUGAUGCGGCUGAUAUCGCGGACGCGAAGGAAGAAGCGUCUCGAUUGAAAGCCGAAAUGGAUGCCACGAAAGCGAGAGCGGGUUAA